This is a messenger RNA of Nezara viridula (southern green stink bug), 3922 nucleotides long. The record is from the annotation of a GenBank genome assembly. NCBI's taxonomy places the organism in Eukaryota, Metazoa, Arthropoda, Insecta, Hemiptera, Pentatomidae.
AAACCUUCGCCAGCGAUGAGGUCGAUUUUUCGGCCCUGGCUCCAGGGCUACUAGUCUCUACCUCAAUAUUUCCAAGCGUGGUCUCGGCUAGCUCUUCUUGAAGAUGUUCCUAAUUUGCCCACUGCUGGGAACAUUAAAUAACAGCCUUUCGCGCUGAACAAAUUAGAGGAAGGAAACCCCGAAUAAUAAACGAGUCAUGAUAUGUAAGGAGGAAGUUUUGAAGGUCACGGUGCAGCGGGACAGAUUUCCAGUAAUCACAUGUAUUAGGUAUGAGCUAUCGGAUUCAUAGAUAUCGUCAUCAUGCGACCACUGUACAGUCUACAGAAUGAAUUUUAGUUCUGUCAGAAGGAAUACAAUGAGCUUGCCCAGAAAAUUAUAGAGCUUGACAAUUUUAUUCAACUAAGACAUAAAGUCCAUGGGGAAAUAAGAAGGCAUAUUUGCAAAAUCCAGCAAUACCUAAAUGGUAAUGCACCUGUUUGUGCAAAGAUAGUGUCCAGCUGUCUCGUUGCGGCGAAUGUUGGGGGCAGAUCAGAAGAUCUAAGAUGAAAUUUAGUCCGUACGAGCUUUCGAUACGACUGCGCCAUUCCAGCACAGAUAGCCAGAGACAACAGUUCCUCCGAGGGCGCCCUCAGCUGUUCGGUGAAGAAGGUGCAUCCGUGGAAACAGAGGCACCAAGCAGUUGUGGUUUUUUAGUAAUGUCACACAUUAAAAAUAUUGUGUUAAGAAUUCAAUCUCCUGAAGGAACCAGAAGAAUAAACAUUGGCUCUGAUGACAAGAUAUCUGGGCUUUAUGAGAAGGUGCGGGAUGCUUUUUCGCUGUCUAGUCUUGCGUUCAGUUUAUGCAGAAGUCGUAACCUGAAAGAAGAGCUACCUUCUACUAAAUCAAAAACUAUUUUAAGCAUUGGUUUAAAACAUGGAGAUAUGUUAUUUCUUAUUCCCCAUGAAGGUGCAGAUCUAUGGCAUGCCAAUAAUCAAGUUGAUGUACCCAUAAGUACUCCUGGCACAAGUUCUUCCUCCACAUCAGAUAGUACUCCAUCUGGUGAAACUAAUGGUUUACGAGAAACUCCGAAUCCUACAUCAUUGCCUCCAGUUGCAGAAGAUGAAGUUGAUCAAAUUUUAUCUAGUGUCGAAGGAAAAUUGCAUAGAAAACGGGAUGAGAAGUUAUGUCACCAUGGGACAAAUGCAUGCUGUGUACAUUGCUCUCCAAUUGAACCAUAUGAUGAAGCAUACCUCCGUGAACAGAACAUUAAGCAUUUGUCUUUUCAUUCCUAUCUCCGCAAACUGAGAGGAGGUGCUGAUAGGGGCAAGUUUAUUGCGCUUGAGGAUACUAGUUGUCGUAUUAAGCCUGGGUGUAAAGAUCAUCCUCCGUGGCCAAAAGGCAUUUGCUCCAAGUGCCAACCAUCGGCAAUAACUCUCAACAGGCAGGUAUACAGGCAUGUAGACAACGUCAUGUUUGAAAAUCCUGAAAUUGUGGAAAGGUUUCUGGACUACUGGCGAACUUCAGGCCAUCAAAGGCUUGGUUACCUUUACGGAAAAUAUGAAGUUCAUGGAGAUGUACCACUGGGGAUCAGAGCAACAGUUGCAGCAAUCUAUGAACCACCACAAGAAACUUCGCGUGAUAGAAUAACUUUAUUGCCUGAUGAAAAAGAAGGUUUAGUUGAUGAGAUAGCCCAUGACCUAGGUUUAAAGAAAGUUGGUUGGAUAUUCACUGAUUUAAUUGCAGAAGAUAUGCAGAAAGGAACUGUGAAACACAUUAGAAAUAUUGACACACACUUCUUAUCUGCCCAAGAGUGUAUAACUGCUGGGUAUUUCCAAAACUUACACCCAAAUCCUUGUAAGUUUUCCCCUACUGGUUACUUUGGCUCAAAGUUCACUACUGUGUGUGUCACAGGUGAUGCUAGAAAUCAAGUCCACAUGGAAGGUUAUGCUGUUUCUGCGCAGUGCAUGUCCCUUGUCCGUGACCAGUGCCUCAUCCCUACCAAAGAUCUCCCACAGCUUGGCUACAUUAAAGAAUCUAGUGAUAAGCAGUAUGUUCCAGAUGUAUAUUAUAAGGAAAAAGACAAUUAUGGGAAUGAGGUGAGCAAGCUUGCAAGGCCACUACCUGUGGAAUAUCUGCUAGUCGAUGUCCCAGUCUCUACACCUCUCUCUCCUCUCUACACCUUCAGGUCUGACCCAACCAAGACACCAUUUCCUGUUGAAAACAGGCUUUUAGACAAGCAUAUUCAGGACUUCAGUGCAUUCUCAUCUUAUAUGCGCCAGUUCUCUUCUGACCAGUUUUUGUUGGCUGUUAGUGAUUUCCAUGUUCUGCUUUAUAUUGCCACAAUGGAGAUGCUUCCUUUGAGGGAUCAUCUAAAGCCUUUGAUAAAAGCAAUCCGAGAACGUGAUCAAAAUGCUGCCGCUGAGUGGGCCCACUCAGACCAAUGGGCGACAGUGGGCGCACUAAUUGCUGCUCACCAUGGCAACCAGCCCCAACAGGAAUGGACUUGUCCUCACUGUACUUUCCUCAACUUGCCCCAUCUUUCAGCGUGUGACAUGUGUUCACUUCCUAGGUAGCCCUUCGGUUGAUGCUCUAUAUGGGCACCAUACUUCGUUCAUCGUCAACAGCUACCUUUUUCUGUUGAUCCAUAUCUUUUGGAUCAUCUCAUGUCUGUUGAAUUGUAUUUUAUUUAUGCCUGUCCUUUUCCAUCUGUGCCUCAUCAAAACAGCAAUAAACAUGAAACUUAAAAAAAAAAAAUUGUAACAAUAUCUGAUUCCCUUAAAUAUUGCUUUUUAUUUGUAUUUUUUUUUCCAGCAGUCCUAAUUUAUAUUUGAAAUAUUAUGUUACUUUUGGCGGUUUUAAUUUUAAGGUAUAUCACAUAUCUUUUUUUUUCUUUUAAUAAAUAAAUACUAAUUCGCACAUGAUAGAGCCUUUGUUUGGUAGCUGAAAAUUGAGGAGUUUUUAUCUGAUGAAACGGUAACAGCGAUAUACUGAUGGAUGAAGAGAAGUCAGUAAUACUUGUAUCUAUCAACUUUAAACCAUUAAUUGAAAAUUUUGGAAACAUGAGAGCAAGCUGGAAUUACAUGAAAACAUCUAUUUCAAAACUAUUUUAUUUCAAUAGAGUGUAAAUAAAUAUUUGUUGUCUCUGUGAAAGCAUUGUUUAUAAAAUUGACAAGAAAGUGUUAGUUGUUAAAGUUUUUGUACUAUUUAAAUGGUUUUUAACCAGACACAAACAAAAAAAUAAUAAAUUAAGUUUUAAAUUAAGCAGUUUAAAUUUUAUUAAUUAUUUCCUUCACCCCUUAAGGAAGUAUUUCUAUCUUGUAUUUCUUUACCAUGCAUAUGUAUGCUCAUUUAUACCUGUUAAAGAUCUGUUAAAUAAAAAUCUAAUAAUGGAAUAUGAUGAUAAAUAAACAUUCAUUCAGAUUGUGCUUGUAAAUUAUAUUUUACUAUUUUUUUAACCCUAAAUUUUGUUUUAUGUUGUGGUUUAGUUUUAAUGUAAUACCUAAAUCUAUUUUGAAACUGAAUGGAAUUUGUUUAUAUUAUUUAUUUUUGCAAUUUCCUUCCGUUGUGUGUUCACUUCAAAUCUUCAAAUAGCAGAAGUUGGUUGAUGAACUUCAAUGACUGCAUCCCACUAGUAACUUCUACAAUUCAUUCUAUGGCAAAAAUAUCUUCACCUUUAUGAAAUUGAUUACAAAUUGGAAAAAGUAUUAUUUAAAUUUAAAAAUAAAGUUAAUUAUCAAUUUGGUAAUAUUCUCAUGUUGGCAAUAUGUUUUUUAAGUUUUAUUCUCUCUUUUUCCUUUUUUUUUUUUUUUUUUUGUUAUAAUCUUAUAUUUUUUAUUCUUUUCUGUUUGAACACCAAAUCUUAUAUGUCUCAAGCAGUUUUGAUUAAUAACAAGAACAAAAAAUUUAACUAUUUAUUAAUUAUUUUUGUUAAUAGUUUACAAUU